UGUGUUUUGUAGUGUUGGCCGGUAUCAGGAUCCAAUCGAAUGCCUAUUGAAUGCCGAUUACGAAAUACCGAUUUUAUGUCGGAAUCCCGAUACCGGUCAACUAGUAUUAUGACAUAUACCCUAUUUCUUCUAAUGAAAUGGCCGGCCAUUCCUUUUUUUUCCGCCGCCAAAGGGCCAUUAUAUUGUAGGCGGUCAUUUAUCUUGAGGGGGCUUAUUUACUUCCCCUACCUUCCCAGUCAAUUUUUUGGUAAAUAUGUAAAAAUUGGUCAGUCCUAUACUCCUCGAUCUGUGUCGAAUGACACCAAUGAAAAUUGA
Molecule: messenger RNA, 315 nt
Organism: Meloidogyne enterolobii
Lineage: Eukaryota; Metazoa; Nematoda; Chromadorea; Rhabditida; Meloidogynidae
Source: the annotation of a GenBank genome assembly